Molecule: messenger RNA, 1119 nt
Organism: Alternaria ethzedia
Lineage: Eukaryota; Fungi; Ascomycota; Dothideomycetes; Pleosporales; Pleosporaceae
Exons: 2
Coding region: 1-1119 (372 amino acids)
Cellular component (GO): Set1C/COMPASS complex
Molecular function (GO): chromatin binding; protein binding
Source: RefSeq, a predicted model, not a curated record
AUGGCUGGCUCAGCGACACCCGGCGGCGGGCCUCCACCGCCGCCUGCAGGCCCGCCGACACAGAAAGUUGCCGACGUCAUAACGAGCUUCCGGCCGCAGAGGCGCUUCAAAUCGGGCGGCCAGGGCACCUCAGUAACGUCCCUCGACUUUGACGACUCGGGCGAACUAGCCAUUGUCGCGCGCGACGACGAUACCCUCCAAAUCUACAACUGCAAAGAAGGCAAGCACGCCAAGGAGCUCAAGAGCCAAAAGUACGGCGUACACCUUGCGCGCUUCAGCCACCAUGCCCAGAGCAUCAUCUGCGCGAGUACAAAGAUCGACGACACCAUCCGCUUCCUCUCCACACACGACAACUCGUACAUCCGCUACUUCAAGGGGCACACCGACACAGUGACCUCAAUCGCCCUGUGUCCGUCCAAAGACGACUUCAUAAGCUGCUCCAAAGACAACACGGUGCGGUUAUGGAACCUACAAUCCCCCAACUACGUCGGCAUGCUCAACCUCCACGGCGCCUACCUCGCAGCCUACGAUCCCUCCGCGACCGUUAUCGCAAUCGCAUCUCCGCCUACACAGAACGUCCUCCUCUACGAUAUGCGCAACUACGAUAAGCCGCCGUUCGCAACAUUCGACUUGCUCGAGGCUGAGCAGCGCUUCAUGGGAGGACAAAAGGUCGAAUGGACCAAGAUUGAGUUCACAAACGACGGAAAGAGUCUUGUCGUCGCGACGAAUGGCAGCGGACAUUUCGUGCUAGAUGCCUUCUCCGGCGACCUGACGCAUUUCUGCUACCGCAAGGCUGGUUCCUCGGGACGUCUUCCGCCCAGCGCAUCGGUCACUAACAAAUCCGGUGCCAAAUCCGAUGGCAGUGGUCCUGCAAACGGACAGGGCGACGUGUGUCUCACGCCAGAUGGCAAGUUCCUCAUUGGAGGUAGCGGCGAGGACGGUCUCUUGGUGUGGGAUAUUUCGAAAGCACCAGCGCCAAAUAAUAUGCUCGAGCCUAUGGAGAAACUACCGGGACAGGGAAAGAGCGCUGUUGUGGGAUACAACCCGAGGACCAACCUGUUGGCGAGUGCUGAUAAGGAUCUUUACCUUUGGCAGCCGGAUCCUGAUCUGAUGAUCUGA